UGCGCUCUCCCCGGGGAAUCCAGCUCAGCCCUGGCUUCUCCCGCUCUAGGUGCCCAGUUGCCUGGAGGGCUGUACCACGUGCUCACCCAUUCAUAAAUCCCCGGGGCUCGGAAGGUCUCCUUCCCUCAGCGCCACGCCGUUAGGUGGCGCUGUCGCCUUCCCUCCGAGAGAUGCUGGCAGUGCCGGCGCAGGCGCCAGAACCCCACUCUAUCUCUCCCCGCAGCUUCCCGGAACCUGACCAAUCCGUUCUCUGCUGAUGCCAUGUGGCCUUUAUUUUGGACAGCGUUUCGUGCCUACGCUCCCUAUGUCACGUUCCCUCUGGCCUUUGUGGUGGGGGCUGUGGGCUACCACGUGGAGUGGGUCAUCAGGGGGAAGUCGCCCCAGCCUAUAGAGGAGGAGAAGAGCAUCUCAGAGCGCCGGGAAGACCGAAAGUUGGAAGAGCUGUUAGGCAAGGACCUCACGCAGGUGGUGAGCCUUAAGGACAAGUUUGAAUUUGCUCCCAAAGCUGUAUUGAACAGAAAUCGUCCUGAGAAGAGCUAAUGGAGGGCCUUUCCAGGAGCCUGUGGAAGUGGCAGUCCGUGGCCACCAUCUCUGCCCCAGACUUCCUAGAUCCUGCGUAUGAUUUUCUCUGCUUCUUGUUCCUCUUCCUCCCUUUCCAGCUUCCCCCCCACCCCCUUUACUUUUUUUCCUCUUGAUCGCCAGGUUGGUUCCACCAAUCUCCUUGGGCAUUUUGCUGCUACCAUCCGAUGAUUAAGUUGCUGUCCAGCCUGAGGAGAGGCACCAUAAAAGAAAACUCGUGUUCCCGGCGAGGGAGGAUGCCCUCUGUCUCAUGGUGACUACAACUGCUUAAGUUUCCUGAGCUUGGAACUCUGUUCAAGGGAAGCCAGCUUUCAAGGGAGUUAUACUCACCAUGUCCCCAGUAUGAGUUGGCAUUGGCCCUGGGACUGGCCUUUGAUGACUAGUGAAAUAUCAGCUGUCAAUCUUUGGGGAGAGUUUUGAGUCUGGCUUCAUGUGAACACAACUGGAAGCUUUUGUCUCCUUCCAGAGGUUGUGUAGGGCAGUGGGAUGGUGCUGGCACUCCUGGGCCCAGACUGCGUUGGAGUGAAUUCUGAAAUCAGUCUGUCUCUUCUCCCAUCCCAUCCCCUCCCAUUCCCUGUUCUUAUUUGUCCUGGAAGCUCUCCCUUUAUGCCCUGGAAGGGGAUUGUAUUCCCAUGAGAAGGAGAGCAGGAGGCUGUGAGAGGGAGGCCAGGUUGUUCCACUGGGAGGAGGGGGGAGCACUCUCUGUUGAAUUUGCUUGAAAACACCCCCUUUCCUGUAGAGUACAAUCCAAUUAAACUGGAUCCUGAGAACCAUGCUGCCUCUAUUCUCCCUGCUGGUGUGAUGGUGGUAUAUGCACAGGAUGGAAGACCGUCAGUGACUGAGAAAGGCCUGCAGCCUGAGCCAUUGCCAGAUGAGCAGCAGCUGUUUUCCCAGGACUUUCUUAGCAGGUCCCUGGGACAGAGUUUCCCAAACUACAUUAACCAUACUACAUUUUAGUGGUUGUGAUCAGUUCUAGUCACCACAAGGGCCUGGAGGGACCAAAAGGAGUCAGGGAGGUUUGGGGAAAAUAGAAGAAAUUGUUUCUCAUUCUAUCAAGUUGCUGUACUUGAUAGCAGCAUAUAAUUUAUAAGCUAUAUACUGUUCUAAUAUUAGCCCUUUGGUCAGCACCAUCCCAGAGAUUGAAUUAGUCAUCUGGGAGGAGGACCUGAAAAGUGAUGCCCCUUUUCGUACACCUGUCAAAGAUUUGAAAACAUAGGUGUUGGGUGAAAUUUAAGGGGACAGCAACCACGCUUGUCAAAGGGAUGUCUUUUAUUCCUGUAUUAGCACCUGUCCUAGAGAUUUGGGCUUGGGGAGGUUUGAUACUGUUCUCACUUGAGUGAAAGUUUGAAAUGGCUGGGGCUGUAUUCUGGGAGAGCCUGAGGCGGGCUGCCAUUCAGAUGGCAAGCAUUUAUUAAACAUUCACCCUGUGCCAGGCUCUGUUUAAGUGCUGGCAGUCUGAGAAAAUGUGCCUGCCCCCAGGAGCUCACUUUGUCAGGGGGCAGACAGCAUGCAGGCAGCUAUGUUCAAAUAGGAUGUAGGCAGUGGGAGUUGGACAUAGCUCAGGCUAGAGUCAUUGGAACCCUUGCAUCAUCAUCUUGGGGAGUUACUGCUCCUGCUCCUGCUCCUGGGGGCGAGUUGGUCCUGGGAGAGCCUUCCACCUCAUUACAUCCUCUGUGGCCUGGGGCUCAUAAGCAUGGUAGAUCUGGAACAAUCUGAGGGAAAUCUGCCAGGAGCUGAAGAGGCUGUUUUUAGGCCCUGGAGGCUGGGAGUUGGGGUGGGGUGGGAUGGGGUGGGGGUCGGGAGGCAAAGAGAUUUUAUUUUGUACCACUCCUCCCUGUCUCCCACCCCUUGAAUUUGUAUGAUGGGUCAGGGCUGCCCCCUUGUGGUAGUAGUGAACACCAGAAGGCUUCUGAAAUGCAUAUGAUUAUGGAUCACUAUCAGGAAUGUUCCUUAGCAGGGAACUGAGACCCAGAGGGGAUGAGACAUGUCCAAGUAAAUAAAAAUGAAACGUAUAAGCUGAGCUGAGCUUUGAAACCAAGUCCUCCGACUCAAUCUAGUGCUCUUUUAAAUCCUGGGAUGUUUCAUCAGUGGAAUAAAAUCUGUAAGGAUCACAUUCUCUCCGGCCUGUUCUGAGUUAGGAACUGGAUUUGUGAUUUCUUUGACAGAAGGAACUCCUAAACCGGAGGCGCUCACCUUUUUUGCAGUUUGUGCCUAUAACAGGUGUUGGCUGUGCUGGCUGCAUGAGGCCCACUAUACUUCCAAGUGCCUGCCAAACUAGAUGAAAAUGUAAAUGGGAAAUAUUUAAACAGAUACAAUAAAACAUAGAUAAUAUGAA
Molecule: messenger RNA, 2914 nt
Organism: Antechinus flavipes (yellow-footed antechinus)
Lineage: Eukaryota; Metazoa; Chordata; Mammalia; Dasyuromorphia; Dasyuridae
Gene: SMIM12
Product: small integral membrane protein 12
Exons: 2
Coding region: 262-540 (92 amino acids)
Source: RefSeq, a predicted model, not a curated record